AUGGCUAAUUGGCAUCAAUACUUUGAAAAUACUGACUUAAAUGACUGGAGCAUCCUAGGUUUUCAUCAAGCAUGGAUACAUGAGCACCGAGAAGAUCCAAAGAAGCCAAUGUAUCAAAAGGCAAAUGAUUAUAUAACAAAGAGUUUACAGUUGCUAAUUAAUAAUUGUCAGGAUGAAGAGAAGGCACAGAAAGCCAUAUUACAGAAUGGUGCUAGUGACAAGAUAAAGGGUAAAUGUAAUGUUGGAAGUGAACUUGAUGUCUUGUGUACACCUGUAGAAUAUCAGAAUUGUCAAAAAUUGGAACAUGCAAAGUUGAAUUGUGAUCAGUUUGAUAAUGUCGCUAGUUACUCCUGCACAUUAACUAAAACGGUUAAUUCAGUUUCAACAAGACAAGAAGCAAAUAAAGGUCCUGAUCCACAACCAAAGGGAGCAAGGACACCCCCACCAAGAUCUUUGAAUGAAGAGAGACUUCUUUCUACUCCAAACAAGUGA
Molecule: messenger RNA, 492 nt
Organism: Entrophospora candida
Lineage: Eukaryota; Fungi; Glomeromycota; Glomeromycetes; Entrophosporales; Entrophosporaceae
Source: the annotation of a GenBank genome assembly